This is a messenger RNA of Erigeron canadensis, 856 nucleotides long. RefSeq names its product protein TRACHEARY ELEMENT DIFFERENTIATION-RELATED 7A-like. Bases 45 to 704 code for a protein of 219 amino acids. The transcript has a single exon. Gene Ontology annotation, biological process: plant-type secondary cell wall biogenesis. NCBI's taxonomy places the organism in Eukaryota, Viridiplantae, Streptophyta, Magnoliopsida, Asterales, Asteraceae. The record is from RefSeq and is a predicted model, not a curated record.
UUCAGUCAACAAUCUUCUCUUUGACAUAUUAGAAGUAACAAUAAAUGGCUUCUUUUCAAUCUCAAUACUUCUUCCCCCAUUUUCCUCCACCGCCCUCGCCCUCCACAACACCACCGUCUCCUGCUCAUUUUAUGUCACCGCCACCUCCACACGUCGUCCCACCACCGCCACAUGUCAUCCCACCACCUCCACAUUCCAUCUCACCACCUCCACCACAUGUAGUCCCGCCACCUCCACAUGUCGUCCCACCUCCGCCACAUGCUGUCCCACCACCACACCCUCCACAUAUUUUACCACCUCCCCCGCCUCAUACUAUCCCUCCACCACCUCCAUCUCCACCAGGGCACCACAACACAGUGAUCAUAGUGGUGUUUGUCUCAUGUGGUGGUCUAUUUUUCUUGGCAUUCAUGUUAGCGGCAUUGUGGUGUUUCCUCAAGAAAAAGAAGAAGGUUGUUAGAAAAGCCGAAAAUGUCCAUAUUGACGAACAUAAAAAGGUCACUGAGAAUAUCGUACAAGGACCACAUGGGGAAACUGUGGUUCUUUCAGUUGAAGACGAUAUACACAUUGAAGAAGAUAUCAAGAAAAGUGAAGUUGAGGAUUUCAGAAAAGGCUUGCAUAGUGAAAACUACAUUGCUGGUCUGGUUGAUGCAGGAGGACCAUCAUCCUCUAGUUCUGGCCAGCUCCACCAUGGGCACAAGGUCUAGUGUCUACGGUGGCACGGGCUUCUAAUUCACAACAAAUUGGUAAAAUAAAUAAAAAAGUUAAUAUUGUUAUGCAAUUUUUUCAUUGUUUGAUUAUUUCCUGAUGUAUAUCAAUUUGUAUUAACUUUAUUUUCUAAGCGAAAAUAGUUAACUAA